AUGCUCGAGAUGAAGCCCAUCUGGGAUGCAGACCAAUGGAAAACGAUCGUCUCCAAGCGCACCGGUAGCAGUAACUGUGCCAGCAUAGGUCCUACUCCACACAUCCUUCGAACUUGCAAGCCUAUUCCCCGAGAGGCGACACCGAUCUUGUACAGCGGAAACGUUUUCCAAUUCUACCUCGGAGGAGGAGACGGAACAUCGCACCCUGGUUACAAAGGUUGGAACGAGACCCCUAUUGAUGCUCUGAACAGUUCAAUUUUCGCUAUUUUUCUAUGA
Molecule: messenger RNA, 276 nt
Organism: Letharia columbiana
Lineage: Eukaryota; Fungi; Ascomycota; Lecanoromycetes; Lecanorales; Parmeliaceae
Exons: 1
Coding region: 1-276 (91 amino acids)
Source: RefSeq, a predicted model, not a curated record